CAGCGUUAGCGAAUAGUGCGCGUAAACGACUUUCGUGUAAUACUGGACGUUAGCGGGUAUUUCGAGAAUGCCAAAUACUCGUCUUGAUAAUUUCUUCCGAGUUAGUAAGACACCUCAAAAUGUAGGAAGAGCCAAAAGAGCAGUUCUUGAGACCUCGCCUGAAACAGAGUUAUCCAGAUCAAAGCGACCAGCUUAUCAGCGUUUUUCUCACCUUACCAAACCGACUCAAGAGUCCGCUCCUGAGGCUGAAACAAUAAGAACUACUGUCAUAAAGUUAGAUAAACAAAGUGAAGUCCUAAGCAGCUCCUCAUUUCGCCCUCCGCCUCAAGAAAAGACCGUCAUACAGCUGAAAAAACGCACACAGCUGAAGAAAGUGAUCAAGCUAAAAUCAUCUCAGUCAUCAGACUCAAUACAAGAUAAUAGUUCAAAGCUGCCUGCUUUUAAACGUUUCGCUCACUUAUCAGAACCUGUUUCUUCAUUAAAGCCACAAUCGACUGAACCUGAAACUUCUAUUGAAACUCAGAGUGCUGUAUCUUCUAAGGAUCUUGAUUUAACACAAACAGAUUUAACAGUCCCUCCUGAUCUUUUUCUUCCUCACAACUUACAAGUUUUGUUGGAACUUUUUCGAAGUUGUGAUACAGUUGUCAGCAUGCUGCACAACAGAAAAGAACUUUGCAGUUUCGAUAAAAUCCAACCAGCUGUUCAAGAAAUUACGCGCAGGAAUUUUGAAGAAACUCAUAUCGGUCAAUUUCUAACUGUCUAUCCUAUGGUUUAUUUUCUGCGCUAUGAGAAGCAGUUUGAUAAAUUCACACAUCGAUUAAAUGGGAAUUAUGUACUCGUUUUAUCACCCAAUUUACGUACUGAUGGAACAAAAGUUGGACAUGAUUCUCCGUCGAAAGGAUUUCUACCAUUCAGUGGGACGCGGUUAAUUCAACGUCGAAAUCGUUUCCAUUCUCUGUUAAUUAAUCUAGUUUUAAAAUCACAUCGGGUGUUUUUAACUUCGGAGCUUGGAAUAGAUCCAUCUGAACUUCCAGAAGAUUCAUCCCUUCGUCGUUGGCAUCCGAAAUUCCCUUUAGAAUCUGCUGUUGCAUAUAUAGUUUCAUCACCAUUGCCUAUUAGGCCAUCAGAUUUUGAGCAGAAGAUUACAUCAGCAAAAGAUGCUGUCAAAGCAUUUCAAGCUCGUGCUCUGUUUCGUGAAGCCGAUACGUGUCAUCAAAUAUCUCUGUCCAAGCAACAACUAUCUCCUAUACCAAGUCCAAAGAAGUCUGUAGCAGCAUCGCCACUGAAAGUAUCCAAUAUUAUUGAUAGCACAGCAUAUACAGCAAGCAAUCUUGUAGGUGUGCAAACAGAUUCUAAAGAGUCUAACGAUAGAGUGAUUACUUCUACACCGAAUAAUUUAAAGGGUAUAUCUCUAGCACUUCUCAAUAAAGUGCGUGCUCGGGAAAAUGAGCGACGUCUUCUUACUGAGCUUACUUAUGGGAAAGUUUCAGAGACCAGACGAGCUAUUUACUGUCGUUUACCAUUAAUAAUAACUCAGGUUUGGAGUAUUUUACGUCCAUGCAAUGCCCGUCCACUUCCACUGUCAACUGUCGCUGUUCGUGUGGCAGACUCUCAUCCUAGCGGACUUUCUGCAGAUGUUGGUGAGAAGUUAAUUAUCUGUUGGUCCAGUUAUCCUGAAAUCUAUUACUUUCCCAUACGGGCUUCGGGUCCCAGUUUGAAUAUCGACACUGGACUGCAAGCAUAUCCAGCUAUGAAGAAUUCCAUAUGGGACGGAAUGCACGUCUUAGAUACCACUGUUAGCUACAAUCCAUCUAUUCUAGAAACCUAUCCGAAGAUGGAUAUAUCGAGGAAACUUGGAUACAUAUGUCAAGAAAGACCAGUCGAAACUUGGUCCUGAAUUUAAACAGGAUACUUCAGACCCUUACUGAUAAUGAUAUGUUACUUUUCUAGUUUUAUUGUACUAUUAUAGUCACUGGGAAUAGUUAUAUUUCAACAAUAUAAUUUUGUUAAAGAAUUAGUGAUUAUACAGUCAAAUAGUUCUGACAUUUUGUCCAGGAGUUUGGUUUCAGGUUCUUUAUGGAAAUAAGCACAGGAUUCUCCGAUAACUUUUUUCUAUUUCAUUAGAAACUCUAAUUAAACAGUCGAACAUAAUGUUCACACUGUAUUUCACUUCCACCACUUAGAUUUUUAAAAAUAAAAUUCAAUUUUUUCCUAUUUACUAUUAGUCACCUUAAUGUUUGUGAAACUAUUCAAUCGAAUCUCGACAAAAACUUAUUUAAAAUUAGUCUAAUUGUAUAACAUUAGUAACUGUUAAGUGGAUAAGGUUUAUAAAUACACUUGCUUGAACACACUAUGCGUUUAGUGCUUGUAAGAGAAAGAAACAUAAUAAUCAACACUGCAGCCUAGGUACCUCUAACUGACGAGUCCCAUAUAAGAGCAAAUGCUCGUCCUGGAUCUCACCGAUAGCCAUUCGAUAAAACUUUUAACAGGAUGGCAAUAUCAAUGCGAUUCGCAUAGGAUCCACAUAUAUGCCAACAAAUAAUAAACCCUGUUACGGCCGACAGUAGGGAGUCAAUACCCUCUCUCGAAAUGCUCUCACAUAGCCACACAUAUACAGACACUGCCAAGGAAAUCCUACUCACUGUCUUCUCGAGGCAGUGUUUUUUACGAAAUUGAGAGGAAGAAAGCGAAUAUCCGGCACUUUAACCUGGUUGGUCAGUAUCGAGGAUUCACUCUGAUUCUAAACCAAUCGUGCACAUGGGUCCUAGGAUCUUGACGGAACAAAUAGCGUAUGAACCUAUUAUUGAUCACCGGCUACUCUGAAGCUGCAUCUCCUGACGUUGCUCCAUUACCUUGUGAAUUAUACCUCCGGGUUAAUGGCUCAAGGAAUGACGUCGCAAGAAAACCACCUGUUCAGUUUGGGUUUCCAGGCAGUAUCCCAGGCCUCACACAAAUCAAAUGAUUUGUUUAGUGCCUCCUUGUACCAAUGUUUAUGUGUUUAAAUAAGUAAACAAAUGUUAAUAAUAAUGUAAAUAUCAUGUUCGUUGAAUAGUUAAUAGCCAUCUGGAGUGUAGCUCCAGUAGAUAGAUUGAACACUGAGUGUUUGAAACGAAAGUUACUACAGUUCAAGUUUCACUGUGAAUAUCAACACUGGAAUGCAAAUACAUGCAGCUAUGAUGAAACGCUCAACCUGUGGAUUCAAGUGCUAUUCACAGUCCAUCUAUCUUACAGAAAUAACGUAAAUGUUAUCAUGUUUCAGGUUUUUACGUAUACUCAUAAGUUAACUGAAUUCUUAACUUAACAUAUUUUGAUCUUAAAGACUCAGGUGCUUAUGAGUUAAAAGAUGAUCGUGCAUUGUUUCCUCAUUAAUCACUCUCUUGAUUCUAUCUUCUAUGAUUUUUCCUUCCUACGCGUAGAUGC
Molecule: messenger RNA, 3420 nt
Organism: Schistosoma guineensis
Lineage: Eukaryota; Metazoa; Platyhelminthes; Trematoda; Strigeidida; Schistosomatidae
Source: the annotation of a GenBank genome assembly